This is a messenger RNA of Raphanus sativus (radish), 547 nucleotides long. Its product is annotated as early nodulin-93. The coding region runs from base 101 to 430 and encodes 109 amino acids. NCBI's taxonomy places the organism in Eukaryota, Viridiplantae, Streptophyta, Magnoliopsida, Brassicales, Brassicaceae. The record is from RefSeq and is a predicted model, not a curated record. The transcript is spliced from 4 exons.
GAACGGAAACAAAUUAAAAUAAAAAAAGCAAAUCGUGACCCGUCUCUUUCACAUUCUCUCCUCAAAAAAAGUCGAAUCCAAACACAAAACCUGUCCGAGAAUGGUUAACCGGAGUCAGCAGAGCCUCUUCCUCAUCGGAUCUCCCGACGAGAUCGAUAAGAUCAAACGAGCCGAAACCUCCCAGCAAGCCGGAGCAAUCGCCGGAGCUAAAGCAGCCGCCGUUGCCGCCGUGGCUAGUGCGAUUCCAACGUUGGCUGCGGUUCGUGUGUUCCCAUGGGCUAAGGCUAACCUCAACUACACUGCUCAGGCUCUCAUUGUAUCUUCAGCGUCCAUCGCUGCCUUCUUCAUAACUGCGGAUAAAACUAUUCUACAAGGUGCAAGGAGGAACACUGAGGCUCAGCUUAAGAAAGCUCAGCAAGAAUCUAAAUGAUUUGGUAUCUCAAUGUAAUUCACAUCAGUGUCACACUUCUUUCUGCGUCUAUGUAUGCAUUUUGCUUUGAUUCAAAAUAAGAGUUUAUAACAAGUUUAUAAAAACCAUUUUCAUUCA